CUAUUGUGUGUAUAACAAUUUCGUAGAAUGAUUCGUUAGUACUGUAUCUAUAUGGAGUGUUAAAUUUAAAUUUUAUUUCUACGCAAUAUAAAAGUUGAUAUAGAUAAUACUUUUGGGCCGUAGAUGGGGGUAUACAAGACGUAUAACGCAGCUCAGUGAUGAAAUAUAAACUGUUGUUGAAGAUUCGCCAGAACAUUCGUGAUUAGUCACACUACAGUACAAGAUAUUUUUAUUUUUAAUAAUAUACGUAAGUGUCAUUAGAACAUCUAUUCAUCAUCUACCAUGAAGUUGAGUAUUGCGAUUGUUGUUUUAGCGACGAUUAUUUAUGGAUGCCAAUGUGCUCCGUAUCCAGAUUGGAGUGAAAAUUUCAACCAGCAAAUGCAAGAUUUGGAAAAUAGAUUGCAUCAAAAUGAAGAAAGAAGAAACCAACAAUUAGAAGCAGGAAGAUUAGAAAGAGAAGAAAAAAUGAGACAAUUGCAUGAGCGAUUAGAAGCAGGAAGAUUAGAAAUAGAAGAAAAUAUGAGAAAAAUGGAUGAGCGAUUGGAAGCAGGAAGAUUAGAAAUAGAAGAAAAUAUGAGAAAAAUGGAUGAGCGAAGGGAAGCAGAAAGAUUAGAAAGAGAAGAAAAUAUGAGAAAAAUGAAUGAACAAUUAGAAACAGCAAGUCAAAACGCCGGUAGUGGUUCAAUAUUCCCUCUCAAUAAUUAUUUUGUUAAUGGAGUUCAUGUAUAUCAUCGUGUUAAUGACAAAACCAUUGACAAUAUUCGAGAACGAACCGUAAUUGACUAUACUUCUAAAACAGGCAAAACUGAAAUUAAAAAAUACAAAUGUGAAAUUCCCAUUAAUUCUCCAUGUGUCUUGAAAAGUACUGAAGUUAAAGAUGGUCCCCCAACAAACGUUUAUUAUUCACAAAAUGAUUUCAUGUUAAACUAAUAAUUACUAAAAUAUUUCUUUGUUGUAAUUAAUCUUCUUGAUGUUAGAAUUAAAAGAAAAUUUUU
Messenger RNA from Chelonus insularis, 995 nucleotides. RefSeq lists its product as uncharacterized. The record is from RefSeq and is a predicted model, not a curated record. Lineage: Eukaryota; Metazoa; Arthropoda; Insecta; Hymenoptera; Braconidae. The transcript is spliced from 3 exons. Bases 283 to 930 code for a protein of 215 amino acids.